This is a messenger RNA of Trichechus manatus latirostris (Florida manatee), 1768 nucleotides long. Its product is annotated as P2X purinoceptor 7-like. Bases 1249 to 1620 code for a protein of 123 amino acids. Gene Ontology annotation, biological process: calcium ion transmembrane transport; cell surface receptor signaling pathway; response to ATP. Gene Ontology annotation, molecular function: purinergic nucleotide receptor activity; extracellularly ATP-gated monoatomic cation channel activity. NCBI's taxonomy places the organism in Eukaryota, Metazoa, Chordata, Mammalia, Sirenia, Trichechidae. The record is from RefSeq and is a predicted model, not a curated record. The transcript is spliced from 3 exons. Gene Ontology annotation, cellular component: nuclear inner membrane; plasma membrane.
GGUGCCUUUGGACCGUGGAGUAUUGGGGUGGGGAACGGAGGAUGUCAAAAGGCCAAGGGGCCAGGUAACUGGGUCUUAAUAAUAUGGUUCACAUUGAUUGAGCAUCUAGUAAAUCUAUGCAUGGUGUCAAGGGCUUUAUUUGCAUUACCUCAUCUAAUCCCACAUCAUCCCUAUGAGUGAAAUACUGGUGUAUUAGUUUUCUAGGGCUUUCGUAACAAAAUGCCAUAAGCUCGGUGGCUUACAAAAACAUAAAUGUAUUGUCUCACAGUUCAGGAGACCAGGAGUCCAAAUCAGGGUGUCAGCCACGUUGAUUCCUUUUGACGGCUCUGAGAGAAACGCUGUUCCAUGCCUCUCCCCUAGCUUCUGGUGGCUCCUGGCAACUCUUGGCCUUCUCUGGCUUGCAGCUGUGUCUGCCUCCAAUCAUCACAUGGCCAUCUUUCCUCUGUCCCCCUAUCCUGUUUGUCUUCUCCUCUUUUAUAAGGAACCAGUCAUUUAGAAUGAGGACUGAACCUACUCCAGUAUGACCUCAUGUUAACUCACUAAUAACAUCUUCAAAGACCCUAUUUCCAAACAAAGUCAUCUUCACAGGGACUAGGGUUAAGAUUUCAACAUACUUCUAAAGAGGGGGACACAAUUCAACCCAUAAUAAGGGGGUUAAGGAUGGCUGAGUGGACGAGGAUAGAUUUAAGCUGGGUCUCAGAGGAUGAAGAACAUUUAGCUAGAAAAGUGGGUGAGAGGAACAUUUAUUUGGGAGAAAAGGGCAAGGGUCAAGACUAAAAACUGCAAAGUGUGUUUGGGGAAAAGUAUAGACAGAAUAACAGCUUUCUCUAAGGGAUUACUGGGAGAAAAAGCAGAAAAGAUAUUUGAUGGAGUGCCCUGAAUUCCGGUCUAACAAGUUUAGACUUAAACUUUAGUGUGGGUCCAUUAAUGGUGUUUGAUGAACCGAGUGGUUUGCUGAGAGGUAUAUUUUGGGAAAAUAAUUCUAGUGACAGUAUAUCCCACAUGGUGGGAAGAGCAGGGAGAUAUAUUUGUGAUUGCCACAGAAAUAUUUGUGUGAGUUAGACAGAGCUGUGCUUAUGGCUCCCAAACAUUUAAUAAGCCUUUUUCCUCCACAAAGAAAAUCUUUCCUUCCACAAUCAUCCCUAGCAGGCAGAAAACCCAACACAGAAUGCUGGAUGGUGGUUGUGUGACCCCAUGUCUCAAAAGACUUAGACACUAUUUCUUGUUUAACUUCUCCAGGGUGGAAUUAUGGGUAUUGAGAUCUACUGGGACUGCAACCUGGACAGUUGGUUCCAUCGCUGCCAACCAAAGUAUAGUUUCCGUCGCCUUGAUGACAAAACCACCAAUGCGGCUCUGUACCCUGGCUACAACUUCAGAUACGCCAAGUACUAUAAGGAAUUGAAUUUUGAAACACGGACUCUGAUAAAAGUCUUUGGGAUCCGUUUUGACAUCCUGGUGUUUGGCAUCCCGAGGAGCGUUGCUCUGAAUUCCAAUCGAGUAAACUUACUCUGUUUCCAGGGAGGAAAAUUCGACAUUAUCCAGUUGAUUGUGUACAUCGGCUCAACCCUCUCCUACUUUGGUUUGGUAAGACAGUCUCUUUCUCAAGCUUUACAGAAAUGAUUUGGCAAAAAGAAAUUUCACUUAUUUCUCAGCCAUAGAGAGAAAUGAAGUUCUGAUAGACGCUACGAUGUGGAUGAACCUUGAGAACAUGAUGCUGGAUAAAAUAAGUCAGUCACAAAAGGAUAAAUACUGUAUGAUUCCACUUACA